Aricia agestis (brown argus) is the source of this 4053-nucleotide messenger RNA. RefSeq names its product peroxidase-like. Gene Ontology annotation, biological process: response to oxidative stress. NCBI's taxonomy places the organism in Eukaryota, Metazoa, Arthropoda, Insecta, Lepidoptera, Lycaenidae. Gene Ontology annotation, molecular function: peroxidase activity; heme binding. The record is from RefSeq and is a predicted model, not a curated record. The transcript has 13 exons. Bases 193 to 2592 code for a protein of 799 amino acids.
CAUUCAUUCGCUCGCUCGCCGCUAGCAAGAACCGUUCCAGUAUAUUCGUAACUGCAGUAGAUGUGAUAUUGGCACUCUUGCCAAUCUAAUGGAACAGCGUUCCUUCGGCGAACUGUCCCCGGCGAACAUUUACAAGACUAACAUCCUGCACAAACGCGACAGUUGCAAGCAGCAAAUCCUGUUGCUUCUAUUAUGUUGUUUAAACGGAUCAUCGAAGGAAAGUCGAUGUUGAACACCGAUGCGAAGGCGAAGGCACCGGAGAAAUGUUCUAGAAGGAAGUCCGAAUGCGAUGGUUGUGUGGAACACUCCACUAUUCUGGAGGAAAUGACGAAGAUGGUGCUGCUUGGUGUGGUGUUAUGGGCAGGGUUGACGUUUGGGAGUCAUGUAGCUCCCUAUCCCCUCAAUUUGAUCGUUUCUUCAGACAUCAUCCACCCACCGCCGAUGUAUGAUUUCCCAUUCCCAAGCGCGCAUAUGCUCAAACGUCUGCCGCCUGUGACGGCCGCGCAUACCAACAAGUCAAUAGACAUGGGCAAAUUCUCUGUGGCCAUGCUCGAUAGAUUGGAGGCAAACUUGGAAGCGUCAGGGAUAAAACCGAAACCGGGAUCACCAGCACAAGGCCUGGCAAUUCAGGGAUAUCCUUCGAAUGAUGCGCUGAAGUAUGAGAAGUCGUCUAUGGUUAUCACCAAAGCUUCGAAGAAUCUGGUCGCUACGAGAUGUGAAAUGUACGGUCUCCCUACUGACGAGUGUGCAAGUUUCAUUAGUACUUUAAACCUAAAAGAGAGUGAAUAUGGCGCGGAGUGCGCCCAAUUGGAAAGAUUCACUUGUCCAAGCAACAAGAUGUCGUCCAAGUAUAGGAUGUUUGAUGGAUCGUGCAACAACCCCGUCAGGUCAUCCUGGGGUCAGGGCUUAACUGGUUACAAGAGGCUCCUUCAUCCAAGAUAUUCCGAUGGUAUUGAGGAGCCCCGCCGUGCGGUCGGUUACAAUCCUUUACCAUCAGCACGCCUGGUGAGCACAGUCCUAGCUGACAAUAAGGACAGACCUGAUGAAAAGAAGACAAUGGCUCUACCGGUGUGGACUCAGUUUAUCUACCACGAUUUAGUUCAUACUCCCGUGCGGAAAACAAUGCACACGGACCAGGCCAUACGCUGUUGCGACAACUCCGGCAACAACCUGGCACCCCGCUACAUCCAUCCCAACUGCAUGCCGAUCUCUGUGUCGGAUAAGGAUCCCGUCUUCAAGAACUGGUUCGUCUCUUGUAUGGAGUACACCCGCUCUAUGACCACAUACCGUGGAGAUUGCACAUUCGGAGCGGCUGAACAGAUGAACCAAGCGACUCACUUCAUGGACGGCUCUCAAAUCUACGGGUCGACCAGUCGCGAUGCGAUCGCUCUGAGGGAGAAGUCUGGUGGGUUGUUGAAGACAGCCGUGGUGAAUGACCAGGAAAUGCUGCCAUUGGCCUCCAACCCGACUGAGAAGUGUCUCGGCACCGCCACUGACGCUUGCUUUGUCGCUGGUGAUGUCCGCGCGAACAUGCACCCAUGGUUGACGUCGAUGCACCUACUUUGGGUGAAAGAACAUAACCGCAUAGCUAAGGCGCUUGCUGUGAUGAACCCAGGAUGGAAUUCCGAUAAACUGUUCCAUGAGGCGAGGAGGAUAGUGGUCGCUGAGUUACAGCAUAUCACCUACAAACACUGGCUACCGGCACUUACAGGAAAGUCCUUCGAUGAGCUCUACGACAGCUACGAAAGUGGUUACAAUCCCGAAGUGAAUCCGACGAUAACUAACUCGUUCGCGACUGCCGCCUUCCACUUCGUCAACAGUCUUCUAGAUCAGGACGUGCAGUUGGUGGAUGACAAGAAUAAUGUGACAGCACAAAGACUAGGACAGACCUACUUCAAACCUAAGCUGGUUGCUGAGAAGAAUGGAUUAGAGAAUCUCGCGAGGGGCAUGGUCAGCCAGAACAGUCAGGGAUCAGACUUCAAUUAUGAUGAUGAUCUCCGUCACCACUGGCUGGGUGGUCUGGACGUGUUGGCUAUCGACAUCCAGCGCGGGCGCGACCACGGCCUGCCCGGCUACGUGCAGUACCGCGCGCUGUGCGGCUACUCCGCCGUCACCAGCGUCUCGCAGCUGUCUGACGUUAUGUCGCAAGAGGUGGUAGACAAGCUGUCGAAGCUAUACGAGCACCCCAACGACAUCGACCUCGUGGUCGGCCUCAUGGCGGAAACCCCACUGCCCGGCUCGCUCAUCGGACCCACCACUACUUGCCUCAUCAAGGAGCAGCUAUGGCGUACUCGUUCCGGCGACCGCUACUUCUACUCGCACUCAGACGAGGCUGGUGGCUUCACCAAGCGGCAACUCACCGAGAUCCGCCGCGCGUCCCUCGCGCGCCUGCUCUGUGAUAACGCGGGUGUUACGCGUGUGCAGAAAGACGCCUUCCAACUGCCGUCGGAGAGCAACCCAGUGGUCUCGUGCGACGACAUCAAGCGAGUCAACCUGGAGUUCUGGGCAGACCCGGCGCAGCAGCCCGACAUCUUCGCGCGCACCAACCAGUGGAUCAAAACCAAGGUCGCCAGCACCAACGUCACCAAGUAGACUGAUUUAGUUGUACAUGUCGAUGGUGCAAGUUUAAGAACUUGAUGAAAUAGAACUUAGAAGCCAAUUCUCAUCUAUUUGAAAGUUGUAAGAAUCCAAUUCUCGUAAAUAUCGAUUUCACAUAAAAUUGCCUAUUGCGGGGUAUUUAAAAUUUAAUUUUAUUAUUCAAUUCAAGAAUUCAGUUCAUUGGCUUGUCAGAGACCUAAGUUGUGGGUCAAUACACGACCGCUCUAUAGCUAGCAUUGAGAAGUGCAGUUUGGAUAAAAAGCUAUAAAUUUUAAUAAUAUUCUAGAGGUGACAACUCAAACUCCAAGAAUGGAAUUUACAGAGGCUAUUGAGCCAUAACUUUUGGCUUGUAAUUUUUAAUUGAGUCUGUCAUACAACAGUUCGUGCACCAUCGAUAAUAAUAGAUUCAGUAUUGUGUUGUUUACAUUGUAUUUAGCUUAAGUAUAUUUUGUUAAUGUAGGGCCCUUUCAGUCUUUGUACUUUGUCACUCAAUAAUGAACCUUAUUGUAAUAGGCGUAGGGUUAAGUUUAGUCAGGGCCCUCGUUAGUACAGUCAGCUGCGCUACCACUUGGAAUAAAAUCCUUAAUACCCUUAGUAAUAAAAAUAUUAUGUACCAUCGAAGAAAUUGAUUUAUAGGCAGGUGACGUACGUCAUUUGGUCGCGUUGUAUUAAUUCAGUGAUAGUUUUGUUCAGUCGGCUGGAUUUGACGUAAGGCUUCGUCCACAUUUGUAUCAUUUGCGCGAUCAGAUCUCCGAUCAGAUCUCCAUCGCGUAUCAUCGAAGCGUGUCAAAAUGAUACGCGCAUCAUGAUACGCCCCGAUCGCUAUUAACCGCGAUACGGCGCGAUGAUCGCGACGGAGAUCUGAUCGCGCAAAUGAUACAAAUAUGGCCGCACCUUAACGCGACCAAAUUACCUAGGUCCGCCAUCUGUCUUUGUCCUUCGAGCUUAGUUAGAUAAGGACAACACAUUGCUUAACGUAUCCGUUGUAAGUAUAAAUAAUUUUAUUAGUAGGGUCUGGGUGGUAAAUUAUUUAGUUGACUGUACAUGUCCGUACGAACGGACGCCAUGUUCUACAGUGGCUGUGAUACAGUGGGACACCACUUCAUAGUAAAUGUAGUUCGGGCAUAGGUUGUCUAGAUUCAUAUGUUAAAAGAUCUAGAUAUCUAUCAUUAGAUGCACUAUUUGUGUGCUUGAAAACGAUUUAGUUAAUCGAAUUAUUUAAAUGUUAUUCGGAUUUAGUCGGAAUUUUUUGUGGCUUCAACAUAAUGCCAUUAAUGGAAAGAUUAGGCAAAAGCAUUCUCAGUAAUAUGCUGAUUUUCAACUUGUGUAUGCCAUCGGCAUCGUACCAAAGAGUGGAUUGCAAAUUUUAAUCAUUAAUGAUACGAUAAAAUAUGUUCUAUAACGUUCCUACGGUAAUUUUAAUGUACUCGCAAGAGCUCAAAGCACAGUUAUUUU